This is a messenger RNA of Heterobilharzia americana, 442 nucleotides long. The record is from the annotation of a GenBank genome assembly. Lineage: Eukaryota; Metazoa; Platyhelminthes; Trematoda; Strigeidida; Schistosomatidae.
UGCAUUUCCAUAAAAUCUAGAAGUCUUUGAAUCAGUAUUCUACCUUAACUUCAUGAUAUGAAGUUCAUACUGGCAUGCACUAUCACACUGAUUUCUGUGUGCUCAGUUGUUUUUGGAGCCCAAAGUCUCAGUGAAUGUAAUCGAAAACUGCAGGAUUCAAUGAGAACUUGUUUUGGAAAAUAUUCGACUAGAAGUAGAAAGUCUAGUAGUGGAAUGGAUGUCAGCCAAAUGAAACAGGCAUGUAUGAAAGAUACCAGAUGUAAAAAGUCAGCAAAAAAUUGUCUUCUAACGGAAUUAAAAAGGUCUAAGUUUGCUGGAUGUGCAGCUGCCAAGACAUACAUAAAUUCGGUUUCACGUAUGUACUAGUAGAAUUUAUCAUUAUGUGUAUAUGAUUAUUAUUGAAGCUCUUUCAUCUAUCGUGUGAAUAAACAACUGAUGAUGU